AUGUCAUGUAUGUACUUUUCGGGUGAAGAUAGUAACAAUAUUACGUAUGAUGACCCCGCCAAUAAAUACAUUAGGAUUAACCCAUCAUUAUAUGCUAGGGUUCAAGAUGACAAUAAACAAAACAUAAGAGUCUUUUUAGACACUCACCUCUUGAAAAUCAGAAAUGUCCCACAUAAUCAAAAACUACCUAUGUUGGAACAUAUAGUAUCCAAACAUAAUGCUUCAGUUUCCACUGGAUAUACGACUGUGAUGCUGGCUCUAAAUUAUGUUACGAAUGCGAUGAUGACGGCAGAAUUUAGAGAGAUCAGCAGUGAUGAAUUCAAAAAUACAUAUUUGGCUCCUCUUGAUAAGGUUAUUAAAAAAACAAAUUUCGGUCGUCGAAUUUUGGCAGAAGACUAUGGUUAUCCUUUAGGAGAUGUCAGGCAUGUGGAAGAUGAUAUCCAGCUGUACUUUUCUCAUCAAAUAGAAGAUACCACUGCUAGACUUUAUCUUGGAUGA
Debaryomyces tyrocola is the source of this 498-nucleotide messenger RNA. Lineage: Eukaryota; Fungi; Ascomycota; Pichiomycetes; Serinales; Debaryomycetaceae. The record is from the annotation of a GenBank genome assembly.